Messenger RNA from Adineta ricciae, 861 nucleotides. The record is from the annotation of a GenBank genome assembly. Lineage: Eukaryota; Metazoa; Rotifera; Eurotatoria; Adinetida; Adinetidae.
AUGACGACAACACGAUGUGUUCUUGUGACCGGUGCAGCAGGCACUAUCGGCAGCUAUUUCAGUAAAAAUGCUAAUAAACAGAAGUAUAAACUUCGGUUAAUGGUUCAUCCUUCGAAUCCACGAAAUGUGAUCGAAGCAAUAACACCACAUGGUGAUGUUAUCGAGGCUGAAUUGGAGAAACUCGAAACCUUGCUAAAGGCAUGUGAAGGGGUCGAUACAGUUUUACAUUUGGCUGCAAUUGCUGAUGCAAGUGCUAAAUGGGACUCAUUAUUACAAAAUAAUAUUAUCGGAACGUACAAUAUAUUUUUAGCAGCGAAGAAGUCGGGCGUAAAAAGAGUCAUUUAUGCGAGUUCGAUUCAUGCUGUUUCAGGUUAUACUAAGAAUAAGCAAAUUAGAACGUCCGAUCCAGUGAAUCCAGGAGAUCUUUACGGUGUAAGUAAAUGUUUUGGCGAAGCGCUUGGAUGUUACAUGGGUGAGCAAGAGGGACUUUCGACAAUCGCAAUUCGGAUAGGUGCCUAUUUACCAUAUUCGUUUUUAAACAACCAAUCGAGAGGUGUUUCAUGUAUGGACAGUUGGCUAUCCGAACCCGAUGCAAUUCAUUUAUUUGAACGGUGUAUUGACGCCCCGCCGGCUCUCAAAUUUGCAAUUGUGCAUGGCCUAUCACGUAAUACGUUUAAUCGAAUGGAUAUCAAUUCGACAUGUGACUUACUCGGCUAUGAUCCGCAAGAUAAUUUCGUAGAAGCUCAAGAAAGCUUCAAGUCGUUGAAUAUAACCAAUCGAUUGCUGACACACAAUCUUCAUGAUUCCCAUCAGAAAUCUGGCCUUCGGGAUCAAUCGCCAGAACAGACCAAAAACAAUUAG